Molecule: messenger RNA, 1390 nt
Organism: Cuscuta epithymum
Lineage: Eukaryota; Viridiplantae; Streptophyta; Magnoliopsida; Solanales; Convolvulaceae
Source: the annotation of a GenBank genome assembly
UGUUGAAUUGUAGACUUUAAUAGAUAAAUCAUAUUGAAUUCGACGCCGAAUCUCGAUUCCACAAUUUCACUUCCUCCACCGGAACAGGCUAUCGGUGCUUAUCCAAAAUAUUGAUUCUGAUUGUUUUGGUAGUUAUGAUAUGCGCUUUGUAUGUAUGCGACGUGAUUGUCUACUUACUUUUUGUAAUUGGUUUCUUUUUUUCGAAUGAUUUUCUUUGAUGAACAUGAAACUGGCAAAUUGCUCACCAUAUGUAUACUCUGUUUUCGAUUAAAUAAAUGAUGCUAUGCUUGAAAUUAUUUGGAAUCAAACUGAAUGAAUUUAACUUUUCAAUAACUAUCUUCUAGCAUUGAGUAAUUGAGUAGAAAGCUAUCGACUUUACCUUCAAGCAGAGAGGAAAGCACACAAACGAACCUUUUCAGUAAGGAAACAAGAAAUGGUGAAGACUUCAGAGGCCUACAACUUAAGAUCAAGAACAAUCUACAAGUCACACGUCCGGUAAGUUUUUCUUUUUAGUCCAGGGGGUCUGGGGGAUAGGGGGACUGGGGUCUCGAGACACCCCACUAGACACUAGACACUGUAACCUCGCAAAACCCAAACAUGUGGCAGAUCUGCUCGGGCAAAGGAAUCUGAUAGGCCUAGGGGGAAACCUGUCAAGUACUCCGGAGGUUAUGGUCCGCCAUUAAUUCAGUGGUCAGCCAAGGAUCUAGAAAUCAUGGAUAGACGUGAUCGGCGUCUUGCUGAGCUAGCACUUGACUACUAUCAUAACACAUAUAAGGAUGGAGUCACCUAUGAGGUGGUGGAGGUAAUGAGAAGCAACCAAUUUGCUCUACCCGACACGGAAAAGUAUAUAAAGGCUCAUACUAACUUCAUUGCCAAGCCCAAAAACUCAAAUGGACCCUCACUGCUCUUUUUCGUUGAGACAUCUUAUCCAAAUUUAAUUGGCAGACGCCUGGAUGCCCGUACUACUACUGUUCACGUUUGCUACAUGCUUGGCGCUGUUGGUGAAGUUGAUACAGGUCUUAAUGGCUGCCUCGCCUGUCGUGGAACCCGUGGACCAGCUCUUCAUCACCCUCAUGAUGGAGUCUUUGAUAUUGGUUAUGAGAUGUAUCGCUUGCGGUAGUUGGUGCAUGGGCUGCUAUCACGUAGUAGUGAUUAAUCUUAUUUGCCUGAUUAUCUUUAUUUGUAAAACAAUCCUUGUCAACCUAUUUACUCCACUAUCUUCUUAGUUACAAUGAUAGUCUAGGAGGAAGUCCAAGUAGUUAAGUCCCCAUCAUCUAACCAAAGUCUGUGAAGUUAAAACAUUUCAAUGUAGUUGCAAAGAAAAAAACUUCAUGUCUAGAAAAAGUUACAUAUCUUCCCAAAUAUGUUAACUAGUUUAUGUUUGUUUCAG